Messenger RNA from Lithohypha guttulata, 255 nucleotides. RefSeq lists its product as uncharacterized. Lineage: Eukaryota; Fungi; Ascomycota; Eurotiomycetes; Chaetothyriales; Trichomeriaceae. Bases 1 to 255 code for a protein of 84 amino acids. The record is from RefSeq and is a predicted model, not a curated record. The transcript has a single exon.
AUGGACGUUACACUUCUAGGAAAGGAUAUUGUCACCGUACACCGCUCGACUACGAUCUUUACCGAAUGCAUACUGGAAGAUCUCUAUCCGGUCACUGUGGAUGGUGUGGUGGAUCUUUCGUGGUCGCGCAACUCGAUCAUUGGAUCCAACGAAGACAAGGUUCUAUUCGAUAUCCCUGAAGCUGGUAAUGCAUCGCUCCAGUCGUAUCCAUGCGAUGCGAACAACGACUGGAUCGCAACGGGACAGCAACCUUGA